Molecule: messenger RNA, 2529 nt
Organism: Tilletiopsis washingtonensis
Lineage: Eukaryota; Fungi; Basidiomycota; Exobasidiomycetes; Entylomatales
Product: DNA repair helicase rad25
Exons: 8
Coding region: 1-2529 (842 amino acids)
Biological process (GO): transcription initiation at RNA polymerase II promoter; nucleotide-excision repair
Cellular component (GO): nucleotide-excision repair factor 3 complex; transcription factor TFIIH holo complex; transcription preinitiation complex
Molecular function (GO): hydrolase activity; 3'-5' DNA helicase activity; ATP binding
Source: RefSeq, a predicted model, not a curated record
AUGCCGCCCAAGCGUCCCUCGAGCGGCGGCGACGACGACGACGUGGCGGCGAGCGGCGCCAAGCGUUCGCGCCUCGUCGUGCGUCUCAAGCCCUCCUCUGCCGCCGCCGCCGCGCAGGCGGGCGGCAGCAGCGGUGCCGCCUCCACCUCGUCGCGCGCCUCCAGUCCGCGCCUGGCCGGCGGCGUCGCGACCGACGAUGCGCCCGACGACCUCGUCGAGCCCGAGUUCGAGUCGGGCUCCGAUGACUCGGACGCCGGCGCGCACCUCUCCAUUGCUGUGGGUCGGCGCCGUGCGCCGCCCAAAGGCCGACGGCGCGCCGCGAGCAGUGAGGCAGACACGAACACGCUCAAGCUCGACCAUGCCAGUCGCCCGCUGUGGAUCAAUCCCGACGACCGACACAUCAUCCUCGAGGGCUUCAGCCCCAUUGCGGAGCAGGCCAUGGACUUUCUCAUCGCCAUCGCGGAGCCGGUCAGCCGGCCGACUUUCAUCCACGAGUACAAGCUCACGAUGUACUCUCUGUUUGCCGCCGUGUCGGUGGGCCUUCAGCCGACGGACAUUCUCGAGGUGCUCAACCGCCUGUCCAAGUCUCCCGUGCCCGCCAGCGUGGCCGCCUUUGUGCUCGACAACACGCAGUCGUUUGGCAAGGUGAAGCUCGUGCUGAAGCAGAACCGCUACUACAUCGAAAGCGCGCAUGCCGAUGUGCUCCGCCGCCUGCUGCAGGACGAGGUGAUUGGCCCGGCUCGCAUCACCGAGGCCGAGGGAGAGUCGAGAGCGCAGAACGGCCGCCUGCAAGUGCUGGGUCGAGCCGCGGCGCCGAAGCGCGGAGACCUCGUCAUUCCCGGCACCGAGGGCGCGGCACGCAAGGCGGCGCCCGCCAAUGCCGCUGCGGCCGCUGGUGCUGGCGGAGCGCAGAUUGGUGCUCGGCCUGGUGCCCGACCUGCGGCGCCCGCACCGCCGACGACGGGCAGUGGCGUGGGCCGCGAGCCGCCUGGCUCGGCGGCGGGCGCAUCAGCUGCCAUGGCAGGCGCUGCGGCCGCCACCGAUGCGGAUCUGUUCAGCGCCAUCAUUGGUGUAGACGACGAGGCCGACGAGGCUGCGGCGCUGGACGACGAAGAUGUGGUGCAUUCCUUUGAGAUUCGCGAGGAGCUCACCGAGGACGUGCGCCGGCGCUGCAACGACAUUGGCUUCCCCAUGCUCGAGGAGUACGACUUCCGCAACGAUCGUCUCAAUGCCGACCUCGACAUCGACCUCAAGCCCGUGACGCACAUCCGGCCGUACCAGGAGAAGAGUCUGAGCAAGAUGUUCGGCAACGGCCGCGCACGCAGCGGCAUCAUUGUGCUGCCGUGCGGCGCGGGCAAGACGCUCGUGGGCAUCACGGCCGCCUGCACCAUCAAGAAGAGCUGCCUCGUGCUUUGCACCAGCUCCGUGUCCGUCAUGCAGUGGAAGCGCGAGUUUAUGCAGUGGAGCAACAUCCAGGACAACCAGAUCAGCGUGUUCACUGCCGACCAGAAGGAGAAGUUCUCGGGAGCAGCAGGCAUCGUCGUCUCGACGUACUCGAUGGUCGCCAACACCGGCAAGCGCAGCCACACGUCGCAGAAGAUGAUGAAUUUCCUCGAGUCGCGCGAGUGGGGCUUCAUUCUGCUCGACGAGGUGCACGUCGUGCCCGCCAGCAUGUUCCGGCGUGUCUUGACGAAGAUCAAGGCGCACAGCAAGCUCGGCCUGACGGCCACGCUCGUGCGUGAGGACGAGAAGAUCGACGAGCUGAACUUCUUGGUGGGGCCCAAGAUGUACGAGGCCAACUGGAUGGAUCUGGCCGCCAAGGGACACAUUGCGACAGUGCAGUGCGCCGAGGUGUGGUGUCCCAUGACGCCCGAGUUCUACCGCGAGUAUCUGCGCGAAAAGAGCCGCAAGAAGAUGCUGCUCUACUGCAUGAAUCCGGCAAAGUUUCAGGCGUGUCAGUUCCUCAUUGCCUACCACGAGAACCGCGGCGACAAGAUCAUUGUCUUCUCCGACAAUGUCUAUGCGCUCGAGGCAUACGCCAAGAAGCUCAACAAGCUCUACAUCCACGGCGGCAUUCCGCAGACGGAGCGCAUGCGCAUUCUGCAGCACUUCCAGCACAAUCCGCAGGUCAACACGAUUUUCCUCUCCAAGGUCGGCGACACGAGCAUCGACCUGCCCGAGGCGACGUGUCUGAUCCAGAUUUCGAGCCACUUUGGCUCGCGGCGCCAGGAGGCGCAGCGCCUGGGGCGCAUUCUGCGCGCCAAGCGCCGCAACGACGAGGGCUUCAAUGCCUUUUUCUACAGCCUCGUCAGCAAGGACACGGCCGAGAUGUUCUACUCGACGAAGCGACAGCAGUUCCUCGUCGACCAGGGCUAUGCGUUUCGCGUCAUUACGGAGCUCGUGGGACAGCAGGAGAUGCCGGACCUCGUGUACAAGACGCAGUCGGAGCAGAUUGAGGCAGAGGCUUGGGGGUGCAUCUGCACCUGCACCCAUUCUCUUGCGCGCUACGCAAGCCGCGCAAUGGGCUGA